Arachis ipaensis is the source of this 1398-nucleotide messenger RNA. The record is from RefSeq and is a predicted model, not a curated record. NCBI's taxonomy places the organism in Eukaryota, Viridiplantae, Streptophyta, Magnoliopsida, Fabales, Fabaceae.
AGCUGUGCUCUCAUAUGGGGUCAUGUACCCUUUAGUUGGUAAGCUUAAAGGACAAUGGUACCCUGAUAAUCUAGAAGAAACCAACAUGAAGGGCUUAUAUGGCUAUAAGGUUUUUCUGUCAAUUGCUCUAAUCCUGGGUGAUGGCAUAUACAACUUCACCAAGAUUUUAGUUGCCACAGUUAAUGGCAUAAUUGACAAGAUGAAGCACUAUAACGAUCGGAACCAAAAGAACGCAGUAGCAGCUGAGCAGCAAGGGUAUCCAAAUGGAAACAUUAAACAGACUGAGUUGUUCCUCAAGGAGAACAUUCCCAUGUGGAUUGGAAUAGUUGGAUACCUUGUUUUCACAGUCAUUUCGACAAUUUUGAUCCCGCUUAUGUUUCCCCAGCUCAAAUGGUACUUUGUCGUGGUUGCUUACAUUUUCGCUCCAGCUCUUGCCUUCUGUAAUGCUUUUGGAGCUGGUCUCACAGACAUAAACAUGGCGUAUAACUAUGGCAAAGUUGCACUCUUUAUGAUGGCAGCUUUGAGCGGGAAAGAAAAUGGUGUUGUGGCGGGACUGGUGGGUUGUGGUGUGAUUAAAUCAGUGGUUUCAGUUUCUUGCAUUCUGAUGCAAGAUUUCAAAACUGCUCAUUACACCUUAACCUCUCCCAGAGCAAUGUUCAUGUGCCAAGUAAUUGGCAUUGCAAUGGGAUGUGUAACAGCUCCUCUGAGCUUCUUCUUGUACUACAAGGCAUUCAAUGUGGGAGACCCUAAUGGAGAAUUCAAGGCUCCUUAUGCACUGAUAUACCGAAACAUGGCAGUUAUAGGUGUUGAAGGCUUCUCAGCAUUGCCUCAUCAUUGCUUGCAGCUUUGCUAUGCAUUCUUUGCUUUUGCUGUGGCAGUAAACGUAGUGAGGGAUCACUCGCCUAAAAAGAUAGCAAAAUGGAUGCCAUUACCAAUGGUAAUGGCAGUGCCAUUCCUAGUUGGGGCAUACUUUGCAAUUGACAUGUUCAUGGGAACUGUGAUUGUGUUCUUGUGGCACAAGAUUAACGACAAGAAGGCAAAGUUGAUGGUUCCGGCAGCUGCUUCUGGACUAAUUUGUGGGGAGGGACUUUGGACUCUUCCUGCAGCCAUUCUUGCUCUUGCAAGGAUCAAUCCUCCAAUUUGCAUGAAAUUUGUCCCUUCCUAGAACUCAAUCAGUAUCAAGCAAUGAAUACAUAUAUCACUCAGGCUUUCUAGUGCCAUAGGAAUUAGAUAGCAGUUUCCGAUGCUCACACCAAACAUGGGAUGCAACACAUUUGGGUCAGCUAUUACGGUUGGCACCAGAAAACUGUGUAAUACACAAUUCUGUGAAUUCAAUGACAAAAAUAAGGCCUGUAUCUUGCACCCAUCUCUUGCAAGUGCAUCCCAACACCCCAACCA